AUGAAGUGUCCGACGUUUACAUCUAUAAAACGAUGUAGCUGAGAUGGCUCUCUCAUUCAUCUCCUAGAACGAACAAAACCAAAAACAUGAAUUCAAAUCCUUCUUCUUCUCCGCCUUCAUUCAUUUUGAAAACCCUAAUAACAGCAUUGGGAUGUGUAUUAAUUGUUCUUCAUGCGACGUUGUGUAAUGCUCAGCUAAGCCCUUCCUUCUACGACCAAACAUGUCCGAAGGUCUUCGACGUCGUCAAGGAUGCAAUCCUCCACGAGUUGAGAUCCGAUCCCCGCAUUGCCGCUAGCAUUCUCCGUCUCCAUUUCCAUGAUUGUUUUGUCCAUGGUUGUGAUACAUCGAUCUUGUUAGACAACACGACGUCGUUUAGGACCGAGAAAGACGCCGUUCCGAACGUGAAUUCGGCCCGUGGAUUCGAAGUCAUCGAUAGAAUGAAAGCCGCCGUGGAGGAAACAUGCCCGGGAGUGGUUUCUUGUGCGGAUUUGCUCGCCAUUGCAGCUCAAGAAGGUGUUUAUGUGUCGGGUGGUCCUUCAUGGAUGGUCCCAUUGGGAAGAAGAGAUAGCUUGGAUGCAUUUUUCGAUCUUGCGAAUUCGGCAAUUCCUGCUCCAUUCUUCACCCUCGACCAACUCAAGGCUAGCUUUGCAGCCGUCGGCCUUGAUCGACCGUCCGAUCUCGUCGCUCUUUCGGGCGGUCACACAUUUGGGAAAGCCCAAUGCCGAUUUAUAUUGGACCGGCUCUACAACUUCAACGGGACAGGCUUGCCCGAUCCGACACUGAAGAGAGAAUACUUAGGUAAACUUCGGAGAUUAUGUCCUAAGACCGGAAACAAGAGUGCCCUCGUGGAUUUGGACCGAAAGACGCCGAAAUUGUUCGAUAACAAAUAUUACUCCAACCUUAGAGAAGGCAAAGGCCUCAUCCAAAGCGAUCAAGAACUGUUCUCUACUCCCGUGGCCGAUGACACCAUUGCCUUGGUGAAAUUAUACAGCAAAGAUCGAUCUCUGUUUUUCGAUGCGUUCGUCGGGGCGAUGACGAGGAUGGGAAACGUUAAACCUCUAAUGGGAGAUGAAGGAGAGAUCAGGUUGAAUUGCAGAGUGGUUAAUGAUAAGCAGCCUGAGGUUAUUAGGGACAGUAGUGCGGAUGAACUUGCGAGUUCUAUUUGAUUAAGACCGAACAAAAAAUGUGUGGGUUGGAUGUUUUGUUUUUAUUUUUUCGAAGUAUGUUUUUAUAUUUUUCUUAGACAUAAUUUUGAGAGAAUUAUCAAUUUGUGUGAUGGUGUAGGGUUUUUUUUGUGA
Messenger RNA from Tarenaya hassleriana, 1298 nucleotides. Its product is annotated as peroxidase E5-like. Bases 87 to 1166 code for a protein of 359 amino acids. The transcript is spliced from 4 exons. Gene Ontology annotation, molecular function: heme binding; peroxidase activity. Gene Ontology annotation, biological process: hydrogen peroxide catabolic process; response to oxidative stress. The record is from RefSeq and is a predicted model, not a curated record. NCBI's taxonomy places the organism in Eukaryota, Viridiplantae, Streptophyta, Magnoliopsida, Brassicales, Cleomaceae.